AUGUUGUGCCCCGUCGCAGAUGUUGUGGCCGCAUUAAUGGCAUUCGCUGUGGGGCAAAAGACCUGGGAGACCUGGGAUGGGCAGCCGAGGGCUGGAUGCUCAAGACCUGGUUGCCUCGCCUUGCCUUCAGGAGUCGUGACGGAAAGCGCCUUCAGGAGUGUUAAGGAGAAAGCAUCCGCUGGAUACGCUGUCUACGAGAAGUUGGAGGUCAGCGUUCCAAUUGGCUUGGUGGUCGAGGUCUUGGAGCUCAAGGAGGAUUGGGCGAAGGUGCUGUUGCGACAGCAUAUCUGUGGAUGGAUGAAGAGCGAAAAUCUCAGUAGUGAGCCCGCUGAG
Cladocopium goreaui is the source of this 333-nucleotide messenger RNA. The record is from the annotation of a GenBank genome assembly. NCBI's taxonomy places the organism in Eukaryota, Dinophyceae, Suessiales, Symbiodiniaceae.